AUGGCUCUGGUAGUUGCAGUGAUGCUCUUCGCAAUAUCGUUUCUCGGGUGCAUCACAGUGUUCUUCAUUGCACCUUCUCUCACGACGUCUCUCGCUACACGCAUAGAGAAAUCGCUCAACAACGUUGUCAGUGUUACGGAGAUGAGCACGCUGCCCACAUCGUGGAUGCCACAUGUGGUGGGUAUGUUGCAACACGGCCUGCAGGUGCUGCUCAUACCAUCGGUGCUGGUCGGAGCAGCGGGUAUGUGGGUUCUUGGUGAUCCGGAGCGACGGCGGCCAGGCAAGUGGCUCAUGGGCUACGGUCUGCUGGUGUUGGUCCACGGCUUCGUGCUUCUCUACUUUCUGCUCCGUGUUUUUUUCACCGGGCAGCUGGGCGUGUGGCAGAACACGUCACUCGAGCUCUUUCAAGACGUGCUGGAAAAACUGGAUGGCGAGGCGAGCCAGUGCCUCUGGGAGUACGCGUAUCCCUGCUCCGGUUUCAGCUCGUGCUGCGUGACCAACACAGCUUCACUGAACGUGAGUGAAGAGGAGCUGAUGGUGGACGAUGAGGUGUGGAGCUCCCUCUGCUUUGUCACGAUGCAGAAUGGCAAAGCCGUGAAGCGGCGCCGUGACCACCACAACAACGGCUUUUUGGAAGACGUCACAAAAGUGGUGCAAGAUCAGUGCGGAACGAUCACCGCGCACAUUGACGUCAACGAGGACUACCCACUCUAUUCCACCGCCUGCGCACUUGCCAAUAGGUCGGUGAUAAUUUCACCGGCACACUCCACAUCUUGCGAGGACUACUUCAUUGGCCACUUAUCUGCGACAAUUGGCUUCGAUAUGUGUCUCCUUUUCGGAAUGACGGUCUGCAGCCUCGUGGCCGGCUUCGCUGCUCUCAUCACCAACCAUCAGCGGUCCCGCUCAUCCGACUUCAUGCCUUUGAACUCGCCGUGCUCAUCAGCCAAAGAGAGCGCUAUGAUGCUAAAGGGAGAGGGCGCUGACGACUGUCGCGGAGCGAACCGAAAACGCAGCUGA
Leishmania mexicana MHOM/GT/2001/U1103 is the source of this 1017-nucleotide messenger RNA. RefSeq lists its product as hypothetical. The coding region runs from base 1 to 1017 and encodes 338 amino acids. The transcript has a single exon. Lineage: Eukaryota; Euglenozoa; Kinetoplastea; Trypanosomatida; Trypanosomatidae. The record is from RefSeq and is a predicted model, not a curated record.